AUGAGUUCUCCUAAAGUAUUUUUUGAUGUUUAUGCUGAUAGUACAUCUCUUGGUCGUGUUGUAUUUGAAUUAUUUGAUAAUGAAUGUCCAAAAACAUGUGAAAAUUUUCGAGCAUUAUGUACAAUGGAAAAAGGUUAUGGAUAUAAAGCAUCCAUAUUACAUCGUGUUAUUCGUGGAUAUUUUUGUCAAGGAGGUGAUUUUACUUCUUAUAAUGGAACAGGUGGAAAAUCAAUAUUUGGUAAAAAAUUUGAAGAUGAAAAUUUCAAUAGAAAAUUUAUUGUACCAGGAUUAUUAGCAAUGGCUAAUCAAGGAUCAAAUACAAAUACUUCACAAUUUUUUAUUACUCUUAUACCAUGUCCAUGGUUAAAUGGUAAAAAUGUUGUAUUUGGUCAAGUUGUUGAAGGUAUGGAUGUAAUUAAACAAAUUGAAACAUAUGGAAGUGAAACAGGUAUACCUACACGUCGUAUUCUUAUUCAAGAAUGUGAUUGUACCGAUUAUUAUACAUGUCAAUUAGAAUUAUAUGAUCGAUUACUGACAAAAUCACGUCCUUCUAUACGUCCAAUACAAAAUGAUUUGCAAAAAAUUAAUGUUCGUCUUGGAUUUUCAUUAAUCAGACUUGUCUCUGUUAAUGAAGAUGAUUCAUUAAUAACUAUUCGUGCACAUAUUAAUCAAACUUGGAAUACAUCAGUAUUUGGUUGGAAUUCUACACUAUAUGCUAAUGUUCAACAUUUCCGUGUGCCUGCACAUUCAAUUUGGACAGCAAAAAUAGAAUUAAUUAAUCCAAGUACGACAACCGAUUAUGAAGCAAAUCAUUUUAUUGAUGUUCAAUCUAAUGGUCGUUUUGAAUUAUCAUAUUCAACUCUUCUUACAAGUCCAUGUAAUUUUGAUAUGAAAAAUUUUCCAUUUGAUCAACAAACAUGUACAAUCAAGCUUGGUUCAACACUUUAUGAUAUCAACGAAGUAUCAAUAUCACAAGCAAUUGAUUUUGUUAUUGAUGAACCAAGUUUAAUGCCAAAUGGUUAUUAUUUUGUAUCACAUACAAUUGAACAAAAAGAUAUAUUUUUUGCUGGUUUCGAACGAAGUUAUGAUCAAAUAUCUAUACAUAUAAAUAUUCAUCGACGUUCCGAAUAUUUUAUUCGACUUAUUAAUUUGCCCGGUGCAAUUCUUAUGUUAUUAACACUAACAAUUUUUUUUCUUCCACCAUCAGCUUCUGAAAGAAUUAUUUAUGGUUCAUUAUUACUUAUUUGUCAAUUUAUUUUAUUAAUAAUCUUUGCUUUUCAUAUUCCAAAACGAUUAGGUGCAUCAUGGCCAUGGAUGGGAAAUGCAAUUUUUUAUGAUAUUUGUUUAACAGCAAUAGUAUUAGUGUUUUCAGUAAUGACACGAAUGCUUUCAGAUGGAAAUCAUUAUUCAAUUGAAAAGCCAUCAACUAAACUACGUUCUGUAUCUUUUUGUUAUUUAGCAAAAUUAGUUGGUCUAAAACGAAUAUCAUAUGCAACAUUAAUAACUAAUCGUGAAAAUGAAUAUGAUACAAAUGAUUCAGCAACUAAUGAAUCAGCUAUGGAACCAUUAACAUCACUUUCAAAUGGUUCAACAACAACAACAACAACAACAACAUCUGAUCUUCUUAUUUUAUCAUCAAAUACAAUAAGUCGUGAUAUAACUUCAAUAAAACAAAAAUUGAAUACAUUUAUUAAUGAGAAAUGUAUUCAUCAAGAAUGGAUUCUUCUUGCUCAUAUUAUUAAUCGUUUAUGCUUUAUUAUUUAUUUGUUUUUGUUUUCAUUCUCAAUUGGAAAUCAUUUAUUUCAUAAAUAA
Rotaria sp. Silwood1 is the source of this 1812-nucleotide messenger RNA. The record is from the annotation of a GenBank genome assembly. NCBI's taxonomy places the organism in Eukaryota, Metazoa, Rotifera, Eurotatoria, Philodinida, Philodinidae.